CUAUGUGUUGGUGUGAAUGAAUGAGAGAGGGGGGUGUGAAUAAGUGUGACUGUGCUGGGCUCAGCGUGAUUUACGGCUCUGCUGAAAACUGCUUUCCCUGCAGCUUCAGCACCACCAGCAGCAGCAACAAGUCAGGAUUGAGAGAGUAAUGCAACAGCACACUUUUGAAGAAAGCAGACACCCCUGGCAGGAGUCAUUUGAAAAUGUCAGCAUCUGCAUGCCAUUUCGUUGCCCACGAUGUGGUGACCACACUAGAUUCAGAAGCCUUUCUUCUCUGAGGGCACAUCUGGAGUAUAAUCAUAGGUAUGAAGAAAGAAGCCUUCUGACAAAAUGCAACCUCUUUUCUUCCCUCAAAGAUACAGACUUGCUCUCUUCCUCAGAGACCAUGACUCAAGGAAAACUGGGGAACCCCAGCAAUGCAAUAAAACAAAAACCAUCCUACAUAAGUUUUUGUGACACCUCACAUGAGAACCCAAAGAACAGAAAAUCACUGGAGAUGGAAGCUGAAAGGCCUGUCUCUUUUGUGGCAAAUUACGGGUCAGCAGACUUCACAGAUGAGCAGAUUUCUAAACCGCAGGUUCCAAUAACAGACUCCAAAGCCUCUUUUGAGGCACAUGUACGAGAAAAGUUUAAUAGGAUGGUAGAAGCUGUAGAUAAAACAAUAGAGAAGAGAAUUGACAAGCUUACCAAAGAGCUGGCCCAAAAAACGGCUGAGCUGUUGGAAGUUCGGGCCGCUUUUGCGCAGCUGUCUCAGAAGAAACAGGAAGUUCAGAGGCGAGAGAGGGACCUGAACAGACAGGUGGACGUUGCAGUUGAGAUGAUUGCUCUACUGAAGCAACGUCUUACAGAGUCUGAGGAAGAACUUCACAGGAAAGAAGAAGAGGUUGUUACUUUUAAUCACUUCCUGGAAGAGGCAGCUGAGAAAGAGGUCCGUGGGAAAGCCAGGCUCCAACACUUCAUUGAGAAUCUAUUGCAGCGGGUUGAUCUGGCAGAAAGACAACUAGAAUAUUAUCAAAAUCAGCAGAUAAUGUGCAAUUACAAUGAUGUCAAUGAACAUAUGUUUACAGACCUCUCAUCAAAUAAGAAACCCAGAUGCCUAAGCCGAGGAAAUCAGCAUGGUUCAUAUAAUAUACCUGAUGCAAAACCUCAUUCCCUUCAAAAAGAUAGAAUGUUCCUAAAGAAAAACAAGGAUGACAAGAACAGCAUCCAGCCAGUUACAUUCUUCUAUGAGCCUGUCGACUCCUCAAGAGAGCUAUGGAGGCCACAGAAAAGAGGUGAACCAGUGAGUGCUGCCCGAAAGGUGAAUUCAAAAUCCAAGCAGGGUAAAAAAGGCAAAUAGCUACAGUAACAGAUUAUAUCAUAUAACAACACACAGGAGUACUGGCACAAGGCUUCAACAAAACAGAUAUUGAAUCAUGUCUAUUAGCUAAGCAUUGUACAUUUCCUAUUCAUUUGUUACGCCAUAAAAUAUUAAAUAUAAAUAUAUAAUAUAUACAGUAUGAAAGAAUAUUUUUAUUAUUUAGGAAUUUUGUUUCUCUUUUGGGGUCUAUAAGCAAAGUAACAUUUAGUUAUGUCAGUUUACAUUUGAUUUUUCUAUUUAUUUAAUGCUAGAGCCUAUUGAAAACGAUCCCAGUAUCUUGCUGUAUACUAUUGUGGCCAUAUGUUUUAUAACCAGAGAUUUUAGUGGCACCAUGUGGUUUACUAAUCUAAUUUCCAUCUAUGUCAUUGCGUCAGUUCAGAAGAAUCCAUUUAAUUGGCAUCCUGAUACUCAGUCUUUGCGCUUAAUUUGUGUGAUUGCCAGGAAACAUGUUCAAUGACUAAACACUACAUAUACCAGGUUUCAGAGUAGCCGCCGUGUUAGUCUGUAUUCGCAAAAAGAAAAGGAGUACUUGUGGCACCUUAGAGACUAACAAAUUUAUUUGAGCAUAAGCUUUCAUGAGCUACAGUUACUGUACUCCUUUUCUUUUUACAUAUACCAGCACACUUAGUUGUGAGAAGUGCAUUUUAGUGUAAUCCUACAGUGCUGUCUUCAAAGCUGUUCAUAGCAGCAGAUUGGUAUUUGCAAUCCUGAAUUUUCUCUGUGCAGCCUUGCAUGUUCAUUUCAUACUCCUUCCCUGCUUUACUAUAGCUGCUAAACAAAUUGAUUUUACCUAGGGCCAGAUUCCAAGCUGGUGUAAAUUGACACAGCUCAAUUAACUUCAGUGUUUGCUUUGAAAAUGCUAUAUGCUUUGUAUUUUCAGUACUGUUACAACUCCUGCCAUUGUUGAUCAGCAGGAAUUGAACUGGGGAGCUCAGGCCUACAAUCAGAAGCUACUUUGUCCAUGUCUACACUGCAGUUAGACACCUGCAGCUGGUCCAUGGCAGCUGACUCGGGCUCACGCCAGGGCUCAGGCUGAGGGGCUGUUUAAUUGCAAUGUAAAUGUUUGGACUCAGGCUACAGCCCGAGCUCGGGGACUCUCCCACUUCAUAGGGUCUUAGAGCUCAGACUUCAGCCCAAGCCUAAACGUCUACACCUCAGUUAAACAGCUCCUUAGCCCAACUCCUUAGGGUCAGCUGGCACAGACCAGCCUCGGGUGUCUAACUGCAGAGUAGACAUACCCUUUGAUUAACUCCAUUACCAACUAGCAGUAGUAGUUUCUUUCCCUCCAUGGAUCAGCAGCUAGAGGGAAAGAUAAGGUACACUAUGUGCCAGCUUGUUCCACUGUAUUAUGUGUUUUUAGGCAAUUAAUGAAUAUUUACCAGCACAGUGUGUUACAUGAUCCUCUCUUAAUUGGGAUGAUAAUUUAGGUCCCAAUCCUGCAAAUUUUCAUCUGUAUGAAUACUCCUUUCACACACUAAUACUUCCAUUGAUUUCAAAUAAACACAUAUGAGUAAGGAUGUUAGCAAGGAUUGGAACCUUAACUGGAAUGUCUCUACUUCCACUGGUUUGUGCCAAUUAAAAGGAUUCUACUUGAUCAUCGUGUUCUUCAGAAUUAAUUGUGUGUGUAUAUUUUUGGUAGCAUUAAUCCUUAUGACAAGUUUAUAAAUAUUAGCAUCCUGUUGAGAUUACUGGCAAGAAUUGUUUUCUCGAGAAGAAAAUAAAUAGCUGAGUCAAGUCUCUGUUUAAUUUAUUUUUUAAACACUCUUAACAGAUGCAAAUUGUCUUUGUGGAAGCUGUUUUUUAAAGUACAUAUAUAAAGAUGUGCAGAAAAUGUUACUUGUUUUUUAUAAUUAUGACUGUAAGCCUAACAGUGAGAAGAAGCAGAAGAAAACAUAUCACCAUGACUAUUGCUGCAAUAAACUCUAGAUUUGCAAUAUAUUUGAUAUAGAAGAUAACUAAUAUGCUAAAAUGCAGGAAACAACAAAUGUCACACAUUUUUCAUUGUAUAUAAUUCCCAGAGUGUACCAUAGUGAAGAAUGAAACGAUUGAGUUCUCACUUUUAUUUAAGAUAAUGUAAAUGGAACUAUCACGCGCGUGUUUAAACUUUCACAACACUGUUUCAACUGAAAGUCACAGUGUAAAAAAAUUCAGGUAUUUAAAUUGUUGACAUUUUAAUAUUUGUUUAGAUAUCUCAUUGUCAAAUUUAUCAUUAUGUCAUGUUAUAUGUCAUGUGCUGGUAAAAAAAAAAUUGUUAAUUGUAUUGCAUGCUGUUUUUUGUCCGGUAGUAUCUGAUGAGAACCAUCUUGUGCAAUCCAUGCUGCCAAAAAUUCUUUUAAACUUUUCUACUGCUUCCCACGUUAUCAGCUUUCUUUGAAAAAAACUGCAGAUCUCUUUAUGAAGCUAAUAAAGGGGGAUGUUUAGAAAGGACUUAAGUAAAACCCAUUAGCCCGUUUCUUUAUUUAGUCAAGAGUAAAAGUCAUUUUUUUUAUUUUUCAAUACCUUGUCUACUUUUUUUGGAUGAUAAGUCACCAAAGUUAAGCACAACUAUUCGUAUGUCAUACAUGAGAGGCUUAUUUUAUUAUUUGUCAUCACUUGAAAUCUUUACUAUAAGUUGCCCUUUUAAAAAAAGAAAGUUGCAUGUUCUUUAACUUUCUAAAUCCUAAACUGGUAAAGAUACCAUUUGCUGACUCAAUGCCAAACCAGUCAGUUGCAAAGAAAUUGAAAUAUUCUGUAACCCCCAGAAAAAAUUUUUAGAAUAUAAAAAUUCUAAUAACAAAGAUGUAUUUCUCAGU
Molecule: messenger RNA, 4152 nt
Organism: Chelonia mydas (Green sea turtle)
Lineage: Eukaryota; Metazoa; Chordata; Testudines; Cheloniidae
Gene: ZNF365
Product: zinc finger protein 365
Exons: 5
Coding region: 149-1339 (396 amino acids)
Biological process (GO): regulation of double-strand break repair via homologous recombination; telomere maintenance; regulation of DNA strand resection involved in replication fork processing
Cellular component (GO): centriolar satellite
Source: RefSeq, a predicted model, not a curated record